Messenger RNA from Zasmidium cellare ATCC 36951, 2640 nucleotides. RefSeq lists its product as uncharacterized. The coding region runs from base 1 to 2640 and encodes 879 amino acids. The transcript is spliced from 6 exons. Gene Ontology annotation, molecular function: zinc ion binding; DNA-binding transcription factor activity, RNA polymerase II-specific; RNA polymerase II cis-regulatory region sequence-specific DNA binding. The record is from RefSeq and is a predicted model, not a curated record. Gene Ontology annotation, biological process: regulation of transcription by RNA polymerase II; DNA-templated transcription. Gene Ontology annotation, cellular component: chromatin. NCBI's taxonomy places the organism in Eukaryota, Fungi, Ascomycota, Dothideomycetes, Mycosphaerellales, Mycosphaerellaceae.
AUGCAGUCCGAGGUGCCUGAUCCUGCCGACCCUACGCAGGAACAACAACACCCUUCGCAGUCGACCCUACAUCAAGGCCCAUCGUCGCGCCCUUCAAGAAGUCCAGGUGCAGAGUCGAGCAAUGCGCCAGGCAGUUCGACAGGUCAACGAGCGUUGAAACAGCCCUCGAGGCUCCGCGGAUCCUCCCGUGAUACGAACGAGAUGCAACGUUCAACCACGCCCCCAGAGGCGUCCAGCGCCGAUGCUAUCAAGUAUACUCGAACGGGUAGAGUCAGUAAGGCCACCAAAGGACAUCGCGUCCAUCAUUGCGAAGAAUGCGGGAAGACCUAUACCCGCGCUGAACAUCUAAGGCGGCACCAGCAGAACCACAAGCCCGGCGCAUUCCCAUGCGACUACCCUGGCUGUGGACGGUCGUUCUAUCGCGAAGACCUCUUGGUUAGGCACAAGGCGCGACAUAAUGACCCCCUCAACCCACCGAGUCGGCGACAUUCUGUUGGCAGUCAAAGCUCAGCACCAGAUCCACGAAGUAUUGCAGCGGGCUCAGCACAAGCGCCAGGUGUUGCAAUCCCUCCCACAUCGACGACAGAUCCAAGUCUCAUCGCCCCUGAACUACAGCCAACAACAUCCGACAGCGACGCGCAACAGUCAAAUGUUGCCUCCAGGUACCCAUUUUCUGAAGUAUUUCCUGAGUCAACACCUUUCAUUCAAGUCUUCGACGAUCUUUCUUUGACACCCAAAAGAGUACCCAUCCCACCGAACGAGUUGCCUGCAAGUGUCCCCGUAACUGUCGACGGCUCAGGCUUCGGUCCGUUCACCAAUCCUUGGGACUUAUCAUCACCUGUGUCGCCGCCAGCAUACCAUACCGAGUACGACUACGAAUCUGCUGACGAGACCGCGGGCCUGCCCUAUUACCAGCCACACUUCUCGCGAAUUAGGCAUUCUUCGGAUACUUCGUUUCUUGGCUACGGACAGCCUCACAGCACAUCGAGAUCACCCGUGUCGGCCGGCUCCUCAACUAUAUACGUCUCCCAAUGGCCUUACCAGUCGGGAUGUAAUGCGUCCGUAGGAAGCAUCUCAUAUCUGAACGGGGUCGGGUACAUGAACCAUCAAAGCAUAUCAGCAUAUCCCUACAACGAUACAAGAGCAUUGACUGCCGAGACUCAAGAUUUCAUGGAGCUACAUGACUUGGCACUCCCUGGUCCUGGCCAACAGGGAGCCUCAUUCGACGAAGUGACGAGUCUGCCCGAUGAGCCACGAUACAUCAAUGCCUACUGGGAGUCGGUACAUGAGCUUUAUCCGCUGCUACACAAGCCCACAUUCGAGGAUGAUUCUGCAUCUCCUCUAUUACGCGCUGCGAUGAUCGCAUUGGGUGGACAGGUGUCUGGAGACAGGACAGAUCUUUCCAAUGCACGGAGUUUGCAUGAGAAAUGUGUCAAAGUGCUGAAGAAGCGCACGACACAGCAAACACAUACGUACCGUGUCUGCGAUAUGCAGGCCAUUGUUCUGAUUGAAGUAUACUCCAUCUUCAAAUCGAGGCGUCCCCCUUUACAACUAUCAAAGAAUUUCGAGAAUGUCUAUCGCUUGCUUGCGAACGAUAUUAGUGCGAUGAUGCCCACCCCUGUGGACACACCAAUCGAAGGCGGCAGUUUCGGCGACGACUUGGGCGCCGAUGCAGCGAGCAAGCAGCGGCUACUCUUGACCUGCUUUACUUUGGAACAGCAGCAUUCAAUGCUUUUCGGUCGACUACCAACGGACUGUUUCGCCGGGACUUCGCAGGAUCUCCCGUUUCCUAGCUCGCAGUUGCAAUGGGAUGCUGUUCCUGGACAUGAGGCCGGCGCUCCUAUUGAAGAUACUGCUUACGAACGGAUUUCAGAUGCCUUGAAGGCUGCUUCGUAUAUGACAGAGCCUGCAAUCGCGCCCCACGACGCCUUCCAGUCGACGCUACUCAUGGCCUGUAUGUGCCAGAGUCUCAACGGCAUACUGGAAUGGACGGAUGGCAUGACCGAUCCGCCAAUGCUGCUUGCCGCCGAGCAGUCUCCACGAUGCCGCUUGAUCUUCCAUACACUCAUGCUGUGUAAGAACGCCCAAAUCCGUGACCUACUGGCUGUAGCGGGGGAAAGCUGGGUGAUGGCCGAGAAGUUGAGCACUCAAGCCGAGCAUACCGCCGCGCAAAUCGAAAUUCGUGACUGGGCAUCCAAAUCGUUUGCAGAGGAUAUCCCAGCCUUUGGUUUCGAGGUGCCCGUUCAAAGGGCAUUGUCACAUGCUUUCAGUAUCCUUGCCAUUCACCAGCAGCACCCACGGACUGGCGUUCUUUUCCAGGAAUGGGCGGUCUAUCUCGCGGCCGUUGUGAUCUGGGCUCGCGUGUAUGUCUCGCGAGUGGACGGAAGACAUCCACGCCUGUCGAUACCAAACGCGACAGAGCCUCGGCCAUCACCAAGUGAGCUCAAUCAGUCGGCUGCAGCGCUGAUCCAACGGGCAGCGACUCCACUGAUGGGCUGGAAUGAAUCCAGGACCAUCCUCCUAUGGGCGAAGAUGAAGAUCGAGAAAUACGACGUACCGCAUACAUGCGGCUUGACUAGCGGAGCGUUAGACGUGUUGGGAAAACUUGUGACGAGAGGAAACGAAGACGGCUGGUUUUGA